This is a messenger RNA of Pseudopodoces humilis (Tibetan ground-tit), 1498 nucleotides long. RefSeq names its product RNA binding motif protein 41 (gene RBM41). Gene Ontology annotation, molecular function: pre-mRNA intronic binding; U12 snRNA binding. NCBI's taxonomy places the organism in Eukaryota, Metazoa, Chordata, Aves, Passeriformes, Paridae. Gene Ontology annotation, cellular component: U12-type spliceosomal complex. Gene Ontology annotation, biological process: mRNA splicing, via spliceosome. The record is from RefSeq and is a predicted model, not a curated record.
GAGGCUGUAGCAAGGAUGUGUUUUGAGCAGUGUUGUCUUACUGACCGUGCCUGUGCUGUGGUUGUGUGCCCCAGGGUGAACAGCAGCCUGUCCAGUGAUGAGCUUCUCCUGGAAGACUUGGAGACAGAAGGAGAGAGGCAGCUGAAAAGCCUCCUUCACCACCAACUUGACACCUCUGUCUCCAUCGAGCAGUGCAAGUCAAAGCGGAGAUGCUUUGCCCCUGCAGCUUUUUACAAACCUUUUGGGGAAGAGGCUGCGGGGGCUUUGACCCUGUCGCAGUUCCAGGCCCUGCAGGAGAGUGACAAAGAAACCUCCUCUCUCCGGGAACUGGGGCUCUCCGACUCGGAGAUUCUGCUCUGGAAGAACCAGGCUUCAGCAAGGAAGGGCUGUGGGCUGGGGGCAGCCCCGGAGGCCACGCAGGAGCGGCUCCAUGCCAUCCAGGAGAAGCUGCAGGAGCGGCAGCGCAUCCUGGCGCUGCCGCAGAGGUUUGCAGGCAGCAAGCAGCUGAGCCGGCGGGAGAUGGAGAUCGAGAACGCCCUUUUCCAGGGAACAGACCGACACUCCUUCCUCCGGGCCCUCUACCACGAAGAUGACACUCAGAAGAGGGCAACAGAUGAAAAGGACCCCAUGGUUCAUCUGGAGAGUGUUUACCAAGAGCUGCUGAGCAAGAAGUGCCCAGAAAAAGUCCAGUCUGCUACAAGUGACCCCUGCUUGUCCCCUUCCCCAACCCUGCAGAGGGCUAUAACUGAGGAGUCAUCACUUCCAGACCAGGAGGAGCAAGCAGAACAGGCAGCAAGUCCCAGUGUUUCUGCAACAAAGCCCCACCAGUCCUCUCCAAGGCCUGUGGUUAUUAAAGAGCCAGUCAAGUUUGUCCCAGAAGAGGAGAUCCUCAAGAACCGCCUCUCAGAGGAAGAACUCCGGAACAUACCCAGGUUCUCAUCCUACCAUCCAGGAGAGCCCAGCAAGGUGCUGUAUUUGAAGAACUUGGCUCCCCGAGUGACAGUGAAGGACCUGGUGGCCUUGUUUGCUCGGUUCCAGAAAGAGGACAGCCCACUGAUCCAGUUCCGCCUCCUGAGCGGCCGGAUGAGGGAUCAGGCCUUCAUCACCUUCCCUGACACGGAGUCAGCCCAGAGCGCCCUGCAGCUGCUGAACGGCUACAAGCUGCAGGGGAAGCCGCUGGUGAUUGCUUUUGGGAAAAGCAGGAAGCAUUUGGUGGAGGCUGACUCUGCCAUCCCCAGCUCCUCUGCUGCAGAGAACGCUCCUGCCACCUGAGGGAUGGAGAACCAGCAGCCUUGUGGAUGUCAGUGAGCUGCAGGAAAUCUGUGGUUGAACGUGGGACAGUGAAGGACAGGUGGGAGCCAAUGUGCAGGUCCAGUAAUCUCAGAGUGGGGAAGAGAGAGCAGGGGCCUGGGCUCUUCUUGAGAGACAGGCAGUGCCUGUACACUGUUGUGGCAAGGAGGGAGGGAAGAGGCCAGGUAAAUAAAUGCACUUAUUGUGG